AGUGAAGUAACAGUUAUUUCACACGCUGGAGACUUUUCCUGCCACUCUUCCCCCCUGGACACUUGGGCACUCCUUGUUUUUGUGCUCUGGAUGUGGAUCAAAACCAGCAGGGAUCCCAGCAGUCCUCCCCUGGUGGUUUGUGUUGUAGGAAAUGGCAACUGCUCUCAGUGGCCGAAACCCUGGUGGACGUGGACCGAACCGAAGUAAGGGUCGGAUUUUAGGCAUCAUUGAUGCCAUCCAGGAUGCAGUUGGGCCACCGAAACAAGCAGCUGCGGACCGGCGGACUGUGGAGAAAACCUGGAAGCUCAUGGAUAAAGUUGUCCGUCUGUGCCAAAACCCCAGACUCCAGCUGAAGAACAGUCCACCAUACAUACUGGACAUCCUACCUGAUGCCUACCAGCACCUGCGGCUCAUACUGGGCAAAUAUGAAGAGAACCAGAGACUUACACAUCUCAGUGAGAAUGAGUACUUUAAAAUCUACAUUGAUAGCCUUAUGAAGAAAUCCAAACGGGCCAUCCAGCUCUUCAAAGAGGGAAAGGAGAGAAUGUAUGAGGAGCAGUCACAGGACAGGAGGAACCUGACCAAGCUGUCUCUGAUCUUCAGUCACAUGCUGGCUGAAAUCAAAGCCAUCUUCCCUGGGGGACAGUUCCAGGGCGACACUUUCAGGAUCACCAAAGCUGAUGCUGCUGACUUCUGGAGGAGAUUUUUUGGAGAAAAGACAAUAGUGCCAUGGAAAGUCUUCCGACAGUGCCUUCAUGAACUGCAUCCCAUCAGCUCGGGCCUGGAGGCCAUGGCCCUCAAAUCGACCAUCGACCUCACCUGCAAUGACUACAUUUCUGUGUUUGAGUUUGACAUCUUCACACGCCUCUUCCAGCCAUGGGGAUCAAUUCUGAGGAACUGGAAUUUCCUUGCAGUGACUCACCCUGGCUACAUGGCUUUUCUUACCUAUGAUGAAGUCAAAGCCCGACUGCACAAGUACAUCAACAAGCCUGGCAGUUACAUCUUCAGACUGAGCUGCACGCGUCUGGGUCAGUGGGCCAUCGGUUAUGUGACCAAUGAUGGCAACAUACUGCAAACCAUCCCCAACAACAAACCGCUGUUCCAGGCCCUCAUCGAUGGCUACAGGGAGGGCUUUUACUUGUUCCCUGAUGGUCGCAGCUACAAUCCUGAUCUCACUGGUUUAUGUGAGCUGACGCCUCAUGAUCACAUCAAAGUGACUCAAGAGCAGUAUGAGCUGUACUGUGAGAUGGGCUCCACCUUCCAGCUCUGUAAGAUCUGUGCUGAGAACGACAAAGAUGUCAAAAUCGAGCCUUGCGGUCAUCUGAUGUGUACUUCCUGUCUUACAGCCUGGCAGGAGUCAGAUGGUCAGGGUUGUCCGUUCUGUCGUUGUGAGAUCAAAGGCACAGAGCCCAUCAUUGUGGAUCCCUUUGACCCACGAAACGAGGGCACCAAGUGUUUCUUCCUGGACCAGCACAGCUGCCACAUGCUGGAGCUGGAUGACGAGGAGGACCGGGAGGACUGCCUAGUCAUGAAUGGACUGGCAAACAUCAGGAAGCACUGUGCCGAGCGUCAGAGCUCACCCAUGGUGUCUCCCAGCUCUUCACCCGUCAGCCAACACAGGAAAGCCCACCACGGAGACCCCGGCCACUGCAUCCAGCACCUUGGCCUGCCCCCUGUCCCACCGCGACUAGACCUCAUCCAGAAAGGUGCUAUCCGCUCCCCGUCUGCCAGUCCCACCGGCUCCCCGAAGUCUUCACCAGGCAUGUCCAGGAAGCAAGACAAGCCUCUCCCAGCCCCACCUCCUCCUCAGAGGGACCCACCUCCACCGCCUCCUCCUGAGCGUCCUCCUCCCAUCCCCCCAGAGUCACGCCAUUCUUGGCUCCCCAAUUCCUCUUCUUUGUCAUCUUCUACUGGCGCACUGUCAGACUCCCAGAUGCCUCCCGAGACAUGGUGUACCAAAGACAGCCACCUGGCAGAUGCCCACAGGACUGGAGUCGAACACCAGGUUCAGCUAGGACCCUCCGGCCCCUCCCACUUGAACGGAAGACCACUCAGUUGUCCGUCUGCAGGAUUCGGAAGGUUGCAUCACAGAAUGGAGGGGGCAGGAAACUUGGAUAGCUCCAAGCCCUUCCCUAAUGGCGUGCAAGUCAGCGAUGAGUAUGAUAUCCUUCCCUCCCGGCUCUCGCCAACUCAGUCCACACUUGCCAGUAGCCACAAACCCACAAACCCUUUCACCAGUCCUGUGGUAGAACGACAGCAGAGGGUGAUGGAGAGGGCGGAGGAUGACUAUCAAAUCCCUUCAUCCAACCUCUGCCUGAGCCAGCCUCCGAUCUGCAUCUCUGUACCGAGCAGGCACUUGGAGAACGGCUCCCCAGAGCCCUCCAUUGAGGAGAAGAAGUUGCGGCCCCCUGAGCCUGGUACACACUCAGAAUUGGUCAGGGGGUUGGUCCCGGGGGCAGCACAUACUGCCCUCUACCCCUUCAACACUACCCUGUCACCCUCUGACUAUGACAUUCUGCUGCCCCCCCAAGCAUUAGAGGAACCCUUCAACAACUGCCCUCUGUCCCAGCCUCCUCCUUCCCCUCCUCCCCCUCCACCGGCGCGGCACAGCUUUACCGAUCACUCCUCCUCUUCACUGUCCUCAUCCUGCAACUCCACGUCCUCCUCCUCCGUCAUAGCACGACCACACAGGCCCUCCUCUGGACACGAGCACUUGCUGUUAAACCCUGACACAGUGUUUGACAUGCCGAACAGUGCCGCUCCUCUGCCUCCAGUCAGACGACACACUGAAAAUGUUAAAGGCUCCAGAGCCUGCCUGGAGUACGACCAUUUACCAGCAUCGAUGGACUGUUCGCAGGCCCCCGCCAGGCCACCCAAGCCACUCCCCAGGAAGAUCCCUCCGGACGUUCAGUCAGGAAAACCCCACAGCAUGGAGUCAGAGACCGUGGAUGCCAAGAUCGCCAAGCUGAUGGGAGAGGGUUACUCCUUUGAAGAUGUGAAGCGGGCACUGAUGAUCGCCCAGUACAAAGUGGAUGUGGCCCGAAACAUUCUGCGAGAGUUUGCCUUAGUGGCCCCGAGACUGAACCUCUAGUCCUAGAGACAGUGAAAGGGGAGCACAAUGAAGCUGUGCCUCUGAAUGAACUGAAUAAAAAAAAAGGGCUCGUUUGUGCAGCUUGGCCUCAAACUGUUGGAAAAAAACUCUGAUCAAAAGAAUAAUUUCAAGGAAGACUCACCUUUUGUUGCUGAACAGAGAUGACGACAUACGACAAAGUGGCUAAAACCAAAUCACGGCAGAACACAGAGAAUCAAAAAAGGGAGAGAAGAGCAUCUGUGAAUGAUUUAAACCUGUGAAAAAAAGAACCAGGCUUAUUGUUGUUUACAAUGGGCUGUACCAGUGCUGGCCUCUGGUUUGCAAAUGCUCCUGUUCGUCUCUGGGCUUGGACUGCACGCCUGUUUUAAAGCCCUGAUCCUGCUAGUGCUGCUACUGUUACUUUCACAUCCUGCCACCCUCCAGAGUCUAUUUUGAAGGGCUUUUCAAAAGAGCAAGACAUUUGCAUCUCAUUUCAGCUUACAUGCUCAGCCAGUUUUAAGAGAUCAUUUUUAUUUACAACCAGUGGGGGGAGUCAGACUCCAAUGAGUCUCUUCUCUAACUCUGUUUCUUUCUCUCCUCUCAACAGUGUCGGCUGCCCCACCUACUUACUCUGCCUUUCCUUGUGUGUUGUGUGCACAGAAUAUUCCACUGUUUGCCCAGAGUCUGGCAGACUUGUAGGUCUUAACAAGGUCUGGUGAGUUAGGAGCGGUUAGAUGGAGCCGGAGGAUGUUCCCCCAGACCUGGAGAAAACUGUGAGACAGCUGCAGAGGAUCACUCUAGUUAGACUUGUUAUCUGGUGAAGCAAAGAGAUAGCGGGACAGUUAGUUAUCGCUCUUUGUUUCUGUUCCCAGACCAGAGAAUUAAUCAGCUGAGGCCUUUUUUAAUUACAUUCUUCAUCUGAGGACAGCAAGCCUAUGAAUGUAUUAGUUCUGCAUGAGCGAGCUGUACCUUUGUGCACUUUGAGCUCCUCUCAGGCCCAGUUUUGAAGCGAUUAAGUUGUUGGUGGAAAUUUUUUAAUUACUCCUCAGUUGCUCUGUGUCAAAAGCCGGACAAUUGUGCCUGCAUUUCAACUCAAGCAUUUAAAUGACAGGAGUGAGUCUGUUGUGUUAAUCAGCGAGCCAGACGUCAUCUGUUAAAGCUUGGAGCCGAUGCGCUCAGCAGCUGUCACACUGCAACCUCCUGUCUCCACUUCAAUUAUCCAGUCAGCAUAUGCUGAAAAUGUCAACAUUUCAACAUGUUUGAGGAUUCGCUCUCCGUCUGAUUUGGAGUAAGAAUCAAUAAAGUUGAACCACAGAACCCUGCAGAGCGUUCAACAUGAGACGAAUCAUAUGCACCUUCACUGUGCAGGUGAAGUUGAAACCCCCUUACCUCAGAAUCUGGAAUCAGCUGUACCAUAAUCUAGAAUCUGGAAUCACCUAAUGACUGCACCAUAUUUCACCUAUGCACAUAGGCCUACUGGUUUUGUUCAAAUGUAUUAUUUUUUCCUUGUGGAAUGGAGAUGUAUAAAAGAUGCAGAUCUGUGCUGGACCUGUUAGUGGUGUUGUUUGCUAUGUUUACAUGGAUGAUAAAACUUGGCUAUUAUUUUAAAUUAAAGAAUCAUUUCAGUUUAUAAUUUGGGACUUGAUUUUUUUUGUUUUGGCCAUUGUUUCCAUUGGCUGUGACGGAAUUGUAGUCACCAGAGUAAUUGCUGAGAUUUGGAAGUGGGUGCGUGGUGACAAAGCGCACAAGCAGAUGGACGAUCAGACAGGUUCAAAACAAACGAACAGUUUAUCCACAUCAGCGGUUUUCAAAGUGUGAGGCGCACCUACCUGGGCGCUGCGUGAGGAAAAAAUAACUUUAAGCAUCUGUUUAGCUAAACUCGGCCAUAAAUGAAUCGAUUUUUUUGUGGCUACAGUGAGCUAGGAGACAGAGUCUGUUCCUUUUGACAGUGCGUCCCCGCAGCAACCAGCUAUGCGCAUCAGAAAGACGCAGGGCUCUAUCUCUCUAACACCCGGUGCAAAACGGCGCAAGGCACAACGUAAGUUCUCGUUGAAAUAGCUAAUACACUUCUCUGAUCUGAAGUCAGUGUCGCAGUAUUUUACUGUUAUUUUAACGGCACAUUAUCAAGGGAUUAAUAUGUGGGUGCACAAUGCGCAUACACUCGGCCUGUUACGCACAGGCAGAGUGAGCUGAAAAUGUUCUACAUGUUUGGAUAAAUCAGGUGGAACAUCGGAAUACAGCCUCAAUUUCGCACUUUCCCUCACUUUGAAAAUCCCAGAACAGAUUAUUAAACCACAGGGUUUAUUAAACUGUUUUAUUGAACACUCAUGUUUUUUUUUUCCUGACUGAUGGCUGACUUCUUUUUAAGGAUGUUUACGCGUUUGCAGAUCUCAGCAGUUUGGCGUUAACAAUGUUACUGAUUAAAACGAUGGCCAAAACUAGGGAAAUGAGACCCAAGCUGUGGAAGAAAGUCUGGCAUUAAACGUGCUACCAGUGGAAUAUGAAAUGUAAUGACUAUGAUGACCUCUUGGGUCGUUAUUUGCCUCCAUAACGGUCACAAAAACAUGUUACUUCCCUAUUGGUGAGUUAUGUGUAACAGAAUUUAUUGUCUGGGAGACAGUGGGCUGAGGAGACAGACAGCUAUUGUCUUCAAUGACAACAAUGUGAUGUGUCAACAUGAUGUGGUUUUAACUGUCAUCCUAACUACUGUAUAUCAGGACUGUAGUAACUUUUAUUAUAUUAAUGGUUGAUACAGCCAACUGAGCCAGGCACCUUGACUGUGCAUCGUCUGGGUCUGUGCGUGUUUUUGUUAAUGAACAAACAAGACUGAGGAAGACCACUGUCUCUUUGGACCCCUUUGUGCUGUGAGUUAGUCCAACAUGUACCCAGGGACAAGAUGAAUAAACACACAGAGAAGAACAUGGA
Messenger RNA from Seriola aureovittata, 5995 nucleotides. RefSeq names its product Cbl proto-oncogene B, E3 ubiquitin protein ligase (gene cblb). Gene Ontology annotation, cellular component: plasma membrane; membrane raft. NCBI's taxonomy places the organism in Eukaryota, Metazoa, Chordata, Actinopteri, Carangiformes, Carangidae. Gene Ontology annotation, biological process: cell surface receptor signaling pathway; negative regulation of epidermal growth factor-activated receptor activity. Gene Ontology annotation, molecular function: phosphotyrosine residue binding; SH3 domain binding; calcium ion binding. The record is from RefSeq and is a predicted model, not a curated record. The transcript has 19 exons. Bases 152 to 3091 code for a protein of 979 amino acids.